This is a messenger RNA of Branchiostoma floridae (Florida lancelet), 2690 nucleotides long. RefSeq lists its product as uncharacterized. Lineage: Eukaryota; Metazoa; Chordata; Leptocardii; Amphioxiformes; Branchiostomatidae. The transcript has 10 exons. Gene Ontology annotation, cellular component: mitochondrion. The coding region runs from base 350 to 2428 and encodes 692 amino acids. The record is from RefSeq and is a predicted model, not a curated record.
GGAUGCCGGUAAUUUUCCAUGAUGAGGUCAGUGGACACAACAGAAACUGCUUCCGACCAGUUCUUCCGCACCUGUUAGCGAGAAGAAGACGCGAUCAACUCACGAUCAUCGCCGUUUCUGUUCACCAAGGACCUCUCUGGUUCUCCUAGACCAUCAAGUGAGUGUUUCUGGGCGUCGCGAAGCUCCAGAAAUCGGAAUGGAACCCAGAACUUCUGGGUACGCAACAGGAGAAAGCUCAACCGUCAUUUCUUCAAGUCGCGAUUUUUACGAUCAGCUGAUUCCCAUAUUUUUGUUACGAUCACAUAAACAUUUUGCCUUCGUGUAACUUCGACUUUUCUAAAAAAAUAACAUGUCCUCCUUGCUUCUACUGAGCAGGAGUAUCUCUCAAGGUGUGCCAAGACUGUCGAAUAUUUACAGAACUCCAGUUCACACGAGGGGAUUGUUUGUAAACAAAUGGAGGACACCAAACAGGUAUCAUGUUUGGUCCAGGAACGGCAAAAGCAGAAAAGACGCCGCCAACAACCACGGCAUACUUCCCGUAGGAGCUAUCUGUUUUUCCUACGGGUUCACCAUCUUUCCAUUGUCACCACCUAAUAUUUUCACCAACGUGUUCAAAAGAUUUGGUAGAUCCAAAGAUCCAGUCACUACGGAUGACAACACCAAGCCUUUGAUAACUUAUCCACCGAAGUCGAAAGUCGGGACUUACGUGAAGAAGAAGAGAAACUUCGUUCUACAGUUUCUGCUGACGAUUUGGAGAUACUUUCGGGUCACGUUGAGAGUCUUGUGGCUGCUGUACAGGUUUGGACCACUGUUUUGUGUCUAUCCUCUGACUUACACCUCACAGAGAUUCACAACUUUGUGGUGGAAACUCCUUCUGAAUGCCAUAGAGGCGGCAGGCCCCACUUUCAUAAAGAUGGGACAGUGGGCUAGCACCAGGCGCGAUCUCUUCACCGACGAGUUCUGCGACAGGUUCUCGCGACUCCACGUCCACGUAAAACCUCACUCGUGGUUCUUCACCAAGCGUAGACUCCAGCGAGCCUUCGGGAAGAACUGGAGGAAGAUUUUCGUGAAGUUUGAGAACAUGAGAAGGCCGAUUGGUUCGGGAUGUAUCGCUCAGGUGUACAAGGCUUACAUGAGACCAGAGAUGAUCAAAGACGAAGAACUGCGAGAUGAAAUCAUGGAAGAUAUCUUCCUGGUGGAGGCGCCAGACUUUACGGAGGCGUGGGAGGUGACCGGGUUCGGAGACGUGCUGGGGAGUAAAGACAAGGAGCUGGAUGAUCUGGAAGAGGAGAUCGAGAGGAGUAGGUUGGCACGGCAACAAGUGCAUGGUGUGACAACAGAUCCAAGUAGUACAGAAGAGAGUUCCCAGUUUGCUCCAGAGGGUACUGAGAGGUCAGAGUCUUUUGCAGCACAGGUCCAUGACCAACCGUCACCUGGCACACAGCUUCACGAUGAGUUUGAGGGACUCAUUCCUGUUGCCAUCAAGGUUUUGCACCCAGGCUUGUACAGGACAGUGAAGCGCGACCUAUCGAUCAUGUCCGGUAUUGCAUGGCUGCUAGAGUGGGUGCCUGGGCUGAAGUGGCUCAGUCUGUCGGAGAUCGUCAGCGAGUUUGGAGACCUGAUUAUGAGCCAGAUUGACCUACGACACGAGGCAGCCAACUUGGAGCGGUUUAAGGAUUAUUUUGCUGACAUCGACGCCAUCCGAUUCCCUAAACCAAUAAGGCCAUAUGUCAGAAGGGACAUCCUGGUGGAAACAUUCGAGGACGGAGAGCCGAUCACCAACUUCAUGACAGACGACAACUCAGAGUGUCUGAAGGCCAAACUGGCAGAGAUGGGGAUAGAGGCACUGCUGAAGAUGAUCUUUGUGGACAACUUUGUCCACGGGGACCUCCACCCAGGUAACAUCCUGGUGAUGAACGCUGACAGCUACAACCCAGAGCAGUGUAACAAGAUGAUGCUGGUAGACAUGUGUGACACGGUCAUCGUCAACGUGAAGCCAGUGGAGAAUCCCAUCCGAUUGGUUCUCCUGGAUGUGGGGAUCAUCGCGGAAUUGGACGAGCGGGACAGACUCAACUUCAGGGAUGUGUUCACUGCUGUUGUAAUGGGGGAGGGGGAGCAGGUGGCUGACCUGAUCCUGCACCAUGCGAGAGCCAAUGAGUGCAAAGAUGUGGCUCAGUUCAAGAAAGAGAUGGCAGAUUUGGUGCAGACAGCAAGGGAGAACACCGUUACCUUGGGCCAGAUCCAAGUCGGAGAGUUACUGAACAAAGUCUUCUCACUGCUUAUCAAGCAUAAGGUGAAACUUGAGAGCAACUUUGCCAACAUGGUUCUGGCCAUCGUAGUGCUGGAGGGACUGGGCAGGACCCUGGACCCUAAUCUGGACAUUUUGGAAGCUGCUAAACCUAUCCUGCUGGGGACAAACGGGUACUGACCAUUUCAUCUACGGGGGUGUCAAUCAGGAAGGACCCUGUUUUUUUUGUAAUUGAUGAUUGGAAGGAGCUGUCUUUGAUAAAUGUUGAUAUAAGAACUUUUGAUUGCACAAAAAGAGGAUUAGGAAGGAAAAUGGAAAAAAAACUGGCAAGGACCUUAGAGUUAGACAUUUCUCAUUAUUACAUUUGGAGAAUUACAUUUUCUUCUUACGCAAGUUUCGUCCCAUUUUUUUCAACACUCCAUCCAUCCUAUCUGUUAACAAA